Messenger RNA from Myotis brandtii (Brandt's bat), 679 nucleotides. RefSeq names its product metallothionein 4 (gene MT4). Gene Ontology annotation, molecular function: metal ion binding. The record is from RefSeq and is a predicted model, not a curated record. The transcript has 6 exons. Bases 256 to 525 code for a protein of 89 amino acids. NCBI's taxonomy places the organism in Eukaryota, Metazoa, Chordata, Mammalia, Chiroptera, Vespertilionidae.
UGAGAAGAGAGACCCUUCAUCGGCACUGGAAAGGCUGCAAGAGCUGGCAUCCAGCAAAGGAGAGCUACAAGAACCAACAGAGGAGACCGAGAAGCAGCCGCCAUUGAUGAAGAAGGACCAAGCGAGUAUGGUGUCCUGGAGGCCACGGGAAGAGAGGGUUGCCAGGAGGAGUAUAACUAGGUCAGAUGCUGUAGGACGUGCAGAGCUGCCUGCUGUUCUCCGGGGCUGCCUGGAAUUCUACUGCAUCGACGCCUCAUGAUUCCUGAACAUUCGGUCCCUUCCCAAUGCUUUACAAGCAGGAUCACCACACACCCGAGCCCCUCGGACACCUGGACCAUGGACCCUGGGGAGUGCUCCUGCUUGUCCGGAGGAAUAUGCAUCUGUGGAGACAACUGCAAAUGCACAACUUGCAACUGUAAAACGUGUCGAAAAAGCUGCUGCUCCUGCUGCCCCCCGGGCUGUGCCAAGUGUGCCCAGGGCUGCAUCUGCAAAGGAGGCUCCAGCAAGUGCAGCUGCUGCCCCUGAAGGGCACCCGGCGUGCUGGGGUGCGGCCUGGGAAGCGUCUGUACAGAGCAUUAGUGGAGAAGUUGAGAUGAGUGUACUUUUUAUAUAUUUGCCCAACGAGGUGUUGGUGACAUUCAUGUAAAGUGUUGGAGCAAUAAAGUUUCCAUUCAUGGUU